This is a messenger RNA of Truncatella angustata, 726 nucleotides long. RefSeq names its product magnesium transporter. The record is from RefSeq and is a predicted model, not a curated record. Lineage: Eukaryota; Fungi; Ascomycota; Sordariomycetes; Amphisphaeriales; Sporocadaceae. Gene Ontology annotation, cellular component: membrane. The transcript has 2 exons. Gene Ontology annotation, biological process: magnesium ion transport. The annotation marks the transcript as partial. Gene Ontology annotation, molecular function: magnesium ion transmembrane transporter activity.
UCCAACUAUCUCAGGUCACCCUCUUGGUGGUUGGGGCAGAUUCUGAUGACUAUUGGAGAAAUGGGCAAUUUCCUAGCAUACGGCUUUGCUCCUGCGUCAAUCGUAUCGCCUCUUGGUGUGGUGGCAUUGGUAUCAAACUGUGUCAUUGCGCCAAUCUUUUUCGGCGAGGUGUUCCGGAACCGAGAUUUCUGGGGCGUCGUCAUUGCCGUCGCUGGUGCCGUCGUCGUCGUUCUGAGCGCAAAGCAAGAGGAAACGAAGCUGGAUCCUGAAGGAGUAUGGGAUGCCAUAUCCACCAUGGAAUUCGAGAUUUACAUGGCCGUCUCUAUCUCCCUCAUCAUUGUGUUGAUGUGUGCCAGCCCCAAGUAUGGCAACAGGACUAUUCUCAUCGACCUCGGUCUUGUUGGUCUAUUUGGCGCCUAUACUGCUCUCUCCACAAAAGGUGUUUCCUCUAUGCUGUCCUCGACACUCUGGGGAGCCUUCGCAACGCCAGUCACAUACGUACUUCUACUUGUACUCCUGGGUACCGCGGUCAUGCAAGUCCGCUAUGUGAAUAAAGCUCUCCAGCGGUUUGAUUCGACGCAGGUCAUCCCUAUACAGUUUGUCAUGUUCACUUUGUCUGUAAUUAUUGGAAGCGCCAUCCUAUACCGGGAUUUCGAGCGAACAAGCGCCGAACAGGCUAUCAAGUUUGUCGGCGGGUGUUUACUUACUUUCUUUGGUGUUUUCCUC